Messenger RNA from Gongylonema pulchrum, 291 nucleotides. Lineage: Eukaryota; Metazoa; Nematoda; Chromadorea; Rhabditida; Gongylonematidae. The record is from the annotation of a GenBank genome assembly.
AUGGAGUCGGAUGGUCGAUCUUUAACAUGCAAGCGGCGCUCGUCAGAUAUUUUGCUGAAUGCUACCCAAAUAAAAAGGCAAGGAAGCAGUUCUCUUUCAUUUUCCGUUCUUCUAGAUGGUGACAAUGGCAACGGUUCAAUGAUUGUAACAGCCAAGCAACGUUUCGAUCGUGAAGCUGAAUUUCCCGGCAAGCAACUGGAAAUUCCAUUAAUCCUGAAAGAUUGCUGUGGUUUGCAGUCCGAGCGCUCCGUUUAUGUAAUCAUCGGUGAUGAGGUAUCGUCUGAGAGCUAA